CUGCUGAUAUUUUAAAGCUUUUCUUCGAUCCAGUUUCGAGGAAAUAUUGUUUGUGUAAGGGUGCCAGAUAAAACGAACGAAGAAGAGUGUGUGAAGUGUGUAACCAAUCCUUUCGCCAUGAAACCUCACCAUGGAUGUUUUUUGAAGGAAAUGUUUCCUUUUGUAGUAGUUUUUCUCUGUCUUCUUGAAAGUAUAGCCUCUGAAAACCUCAUACAGACAAUCACUGAUUCAAUUGGUGCUGAAAACUACACAUACUACAGAGUAACAGGGGUUGGACGACUAAGACUUGAACUUGUUUCAAUCAAAGGUGAUGUGGACUUGUAUGUGUCUCAUGCCACACUAACACCAACAUUCUAUGAAUAUGAACUCAAAAGUACAACAUGUGGUAUAGACAUUAUUGAAAUUCCUGCCCAUUUAGAGAGACCUAUUGGAGUGGCAGUGUAUGGAUAUCCAGUGAAGGCCAAUGAAUCUGUGUACAGUCUUUCAGUUUAUUUCGUAGACAAAUAUGAUGAUGUAGAUUAUGCAAUUCUCGAUUCAAAAUAUCAUUUGGCAGAUACAGAUGGUGCAAGUGAUUCCAGACCAGGACAAGGAGAUCCAAAGAGUCAGCAAAGCUAUCAACAAGCAGAAGAGGGGGAAACAAUAUCGGAUCAUGUUUGGACAAUUCUCCUGACUAUUUUAAAAGUUGUGUUUGAAGUUUUAUUGUGAAAAUGUAUUAUAUGAUGCAAAGAUCAGCACCUUCCAACUUCAUGUCUAGUAAAUGAAUGAUUCCUCAGGUUAUGAAAUAAAACUUGAUAUAAGUUAUGUGUUAUCCAGACCAAACCCCAAAGCACAUAUUUUUUUUAUGGAAUUUUUGUAAUUUUAGUAUUUAAAAAACCCAGAUUUGGUUGGGAGUAGCUUAGAUUUCAUCAUUUGUAAGUUUUGAAAUGUGUAAAGAGAUCCCUCGUCAUCUGUUGCUUUUUGAAUGUAACCCAAGUGAUCUCUUGAUACACAUGGAAUUGGCACAAAUUACUUGUAUGAUAUAUUAUGGAAUGUGAGUUGAGAAUACAGACAAUCUCUUAUAACGGAUGUCUCUUGAUACAAGUUUAAUUCAAUAUGUGUAAGACUGAAAUCUGAAAGAUAUUGUCCUCUUUUAAAUUUGAGAGAUAUACAUGUAUGUAAUAUGUCAAAGAUGAAAAACGUGUGUGCUAUCAUUGGGCUGCCAAAUACAAUACUAAUCCUGAGUGAUUAUAUAAACACAAAAAAAUUCAUGUUGUUGCUAAUUAAGUAACUACUAGAGAGUAGUUUUGUGUUAAUGUAUUCCUGUGCCUUAACCAUUGAUAUUAUACUCAAUGUUUGUAACUUUACAUGAUGGCAGUUGUAAACACUGUAGAUUAACUUUUCCUGGAAUAUAAAUGAAAUCAGUUUAAACAUAGCUUUGGCAAGGUAGACACCCAUUACAACCCUGUAAUAAUGAAUUAUUUAUUAAUUAUAGCACAACUUCAUUUAGUAUAGCAUGAGUUUUAUACAUUAAAUCUUACAUUAAAUCUGAAUACUGUAAUUUUUUUCAACUAAAUUUUAGUUCUAAUGGUCUAUGAAACAAAUUAACUUCACUCCACAUUAAAUUUUUUCACACAUACUAGCUUAUGAUUGUUGGUGAGCUAUUUUACCUUGUUGAACUUGCCCUCAUGUUAAAGAAAAUAUACUGUAACACAUGGUUGAAAAUUUAGUUUCAUACAGUAUAGUACAAGUAUAGCACUUGAUAAGUCCCAUAAUAGUGUUACGUAGGUAUAUUGAAUUACAUGUACCAGUGUAGGUUAGGCCUGCAGCCUUCAUGUUUUUUCUUUAAGUUAGGUAUGUUUAAAGUUGCUUUAUAUAUGUAUACAUACAUGUACUUUGAAAAAACAGUACCUUAUUUAUAUUGACACAAGAUCUUUUAAAGAGGUCAGUGUCAUAUUAUUUUCUUAGCCACAAGACAUCAUUGUAAAGAUCGUGAUUAAUCCUUUAUCCUUAGUAUUCCCGUAGUUUAGCAGGCUUUCAGAGUUUAGACACUGUCUAUUUUUAUAAUGGUCUGAUCAUACACAUACCAGAGAUAUUAACGGUCAUUAUGGAUGUCUAUUGAUCCUUUUUAUUUAAUCCUGCUCUGUGGUUAAAUGUUACAUAGUUCAAAUAUAUCUCCUGCAAUAGAAAUAAAAUGGAUUUUGUAUCUAUAAAGUAUAGGAUAUCAGUUUGAUAAUAUUUGCCCUCCAUUUGAGUUGUAUACAUCUGAUUUAAUGUCAUUAUAUAUAUGUAUGUACAAUAUGUAACUAAAUACAACACUGAUAAAUAAAUAAAUAUAUACUAAAUAAAUAUAUAAAUAUAUGAAUAAAAAUACUGAUAUGUCCCCAGGAAUGUUGAAUGCCAGUGUAAAUUGAAAUAAGAAAAAAAGAGAGAAAAGAAAUACAUGGAUGUACGUGUAAUUCCAUUGCAUGAUCAGGUAUGGACUGAAUUUUAGUGCACAGGUAGUUUAUGAUUAUUGUUAAAUUCAAACUCAUCAAUCUUUAUAUCCAGCUCUGCGUAACAGGUAGUUUAUGAUUAUUGUUAAAUUCAAACUCAUCAAUCUUUAUAUCCAGCUCUGCGUAACAGGUAGUUUAUGAUUAUUGUUAUACAUUGGAGGGUAUAUCUGAGUGAAUACAUACUUUGUGUCAUGAUAAAUAAUUACAUCUCUAAGUACAUAAAAGGUGCAUUUUUUGUCUGGGAACUUGAUAAGCAAACAGUUUUCAGUUGUACAUGUGGUUGAGACAGAGUUUUUAUAACUUUGAUAUACAUGGUACAUUAUGCACUCUUUACAUAACUGUGCGUGGAAAGAAUUAUACGGUAUUAUGUUUGUGGUAAUGACAGUUUCAGUAAGGUGUUCACUUCUAUAAGUACUUUACUAGAUUAUGGGCUGCACCCAUUCAUCUUUUCACUUUUUCGUUUAAAUUCAGUUAUGUUCUAAAAUUUGAGUGCAUUAAAUUAAAGUUGAUCAACUUUCGUUGUAACAUUGCUUAUGUUAUUACCAUACAAUUAAAAUGAAGAAUAAAUUGUAUAGUUUUGUAAACUA
Molecule: messenger RNA, 3058 nt
Organism: Pecten maximus
Lineage: Eukaryota; Metazoa; Mollusca; Bivalvia; Pectinida; Pectinidae
Product: UPF0669 protein C6orf120 homolog
Exons: 2
Coding region: 118-705 (195 amino acids)
Source: RefSeq, a predicted model, not a curated record